GCUCCGCUGCGGCGGCCGCGGCACUUCAAGGAGUCGCUGACUGAGGCGCGCACUCGGCGACGGACGGACGGCCGAGUGGAUCAGAGGCCGGACCAGAAGAGUGAGCACCCAGGAAUCACACUCGGCAACGAUGUCAGCGGAACUGGAGACUGCGGAGGGGGUGGAUGAGUCGGAGAAAAAGAGCUCCGGGGCCUCAGAAAAAGAGAACCACGCCAGGAUGGCUGACCUCUCUGAGCUCCUGAAGGAAGGGACCAAGGAAGCACAUGACCGGGCAGAAAACACCCAGUUUGUCAAGGACUUCUUGAAAGGCAACAUCAGGAAGGAGCUGUUUAAGCUGGCCACUACUGCACUUUACUUCACAUAUUCAGCCCUUGAGGAGGAAAUGGAGCGCAACAAGGACAACCCAGCUUUUGCCCCCUUGUACUUCCCCACGGAGCUACACCGGAAGGAGGCACUGACCAAGGACAUGGAGUAUUUCUUUGGUGAGGACUGGGAGGAGAAGGUGCGGUGCUCUGAGGCUGCCCAAAAGUAUGUGGAGCGGAUCCACUAUGUGGGGCAAAAUGAGCCGGAGCUUUUGGUGGCCCAUGCCUACACUCGCUACAUGGGGGACCUCUCAGGGGGCCAGGUGCUGAAGAAGGUGGCCCAGCGGGCCCUGAAACUCCCCAGCACAGGAGAAGGGACCCAGUUCUAUCUGUUUGAGAACGUGGACAAUGCACAACAGUUCAAGCAGUUGUACCGGGCUAGGAUGAAUGCCUUGGACCUGAACCUGAAGACCAAAGAGAGGAUUGUGGAGGAGGCCAACAGGGCCUUUGAGUACAACAUGCAGAUAUUCGAUGAACUGGACCAGGCUGGCUCUUUGUUGGCCAAAGAGACCCUGGAGGACGGGCUCCCCGUGCACGAUGGAAAAGGAGAUGUGCGUAAAUGCCCCUACUAUGCUGCUAAACCAGACAGAGGUAGGUCUCGCCUGUCCCAAACUCUCCUCCCAGGGUGGGCUGUGUCCACGUUCCCCACUGAUGCCAUGUCCCGUUGGUGCUGCCACACAGGUGCCCUGGAGGGCAGCAGCUGCCCCUUCCGAACAGCCCUGGCUGUGCUGAGUAAGCCCGGCCUGCAGUUCAUUCUGGCCGCUGGUGUGGCCCUGGUUGCUGGCCUCCUGGCCUGGUACUACAUGUGAAGGACCCAUCAUACCACGUUGGCGCCCUCCUCCUGAGUGACCACUGGCCUGCCCCCACCUCCACCGGUGACUAAACUACCACCUCAGGUGACUCUUCUUAAAUGCUGGUUUUGAGAAAACAAGCAACCAAUAAAGGCCAGACGCUAAAGCCUCUGCCUGUAGCAUCCUCUCUGUGGGCUAGAUGCUGAGCUGGCUGUAGGCCCACCAUUCCUGCAGCCAUUAGGCCAUGGUACUGGGAGCAGCCUGGGCCUCUGGAACCAACUCUGCUCCAGGGGCGUCCACACUGCUCACCCUGAGGCUCCUUCCCUUCAUUCUUCCUUAUGUUGGCAUUUAGGUGGGUACCUUUCCCCUGAUGGGAACAGAGCAGCCAGCAAGCCCAUGCUGCUGUAGCUCUGUGGGAGGGAGGGGUGGCUUGCACCCUGCCUCAGAGGCCUGGGGAGCUCCGUCCUGAACAGCCAAUGCUCACCCUCUCAAGCAGAAACUCCAGAAGAGGGGGGUCUGUUUAGCCGUGGCCUAUCUCCUCCCUUGACCUGUGUAAAUGCUACAGCACUCAAUAAAGUGGACUCUGACAGCUGCCUCCCUCUUUCCUGGCACCAACAUUACCCUUCUCAGCCACUCCUGCCCUUCCUGUGCUCCCAACACCCCUGGUCACCUCACAGCCCUCUGCCCAGAGCAAAGCCACCGUGUCUCACAAUGUGGUCUUGUGAUUCUCUCUCGCAAGUGCCUGGGAGGUUUCCUACUUUUUGAAAUAAUUUGUUUAUAAAUAAGGAUAAAAAGUAUAUGCUUGUAUUAUAACAAUUCUUGUCUAAAAUACAAAUGUGAACUUAAAUAUUUUUAUUGAUAGGAAUCAGUUUCUUGUUUUAUAUAUUGAGGAUCUGCAAAAGUUUUAUUCAGGAAAGGGUUAAAUGGCGAGGAAAACAUUGUCUUCGACUACUGACCAAGCCUACCCGUUUUUCACAGUUCAGAUGAGGGCUAGUAGGGGUGGAGCUGGCUCAGAACCUAGGGGCUGACUAGCUGCCCCCCAUUAGCCUUCAGACCAGAAGCCUCAGCCCCAGUGAUUCUGUCUUGCUUAAGGGAGCAAGGGUAUUUGCCUGCAGGGUGGGAUGACCCUGAGCUAAAGCCAGGGGGCUCCAGCCUGCAGAUGGUGUGGGCAGAUGCCGUGGCAUGGAGAUAGGUGAAACCAGUGUCAGAGAUAGGAAGGUGCCCUUUGAGCGCAGUGAAGCCAACUCCUGCCCCGACCCAGUCACGGCUAGAACCCCACGGCUUGUCCACACCGGGUUUGGGUGUGGUUUAAUCAGAUACUUAGUGUCAUCCCUGGGCAGUCAGUGCAGCACAAGCACAAAGACCCCAAGGACUCAAGCCCCUGCCCUUAGACCACUUCUAGCCCCCAC
Messenger RNA from Neomonachus schauinslandi (Hawaiian monk seal), 2562 nucleotides. RefSeq names its product heme oxygenase 2 (gene HMOX2). Lineage: Eukaryota; Metazoa; Chordata; Mammalia; Carnivora; Phocidae. The coding region runs from base 131 to 1171 and encodes 346 amino acids. The record is from RefSeq and is a predicted model, not a curated record. Gene Ontology annotation, molecular function: heme binding; heme oxygenase (decyclizing) activity. Gene Ontology annotation, biological process: heme oxidation; heme catabolic process; response to oxidative stress. The transcript is spliced from 5 exons.